GCCGCGAUAUAAGUCCGUGUCCAAGAGUUUUGUUUACAAAAUGGAUGAAUUUAAAGCUUGUAAUCUGGACUACUUUCCCGAAAACAUUUUAAUUGAUGUGUUGUCGUUCCUGAGCGUACGAGAGCUUGUCAGAGCUGGGAGAGUGUGCAAGAGAUGGAGACGCCUUGUGAAAGACCAAAAACUGUGGAGACUUGUCGAUCUGACGACAUGGAAAGGGGUGACAUCCCGCAUCCUUUGGGUCCUGCUGCGUCACUACCUUGGUUGCGGACUAAGGUGUCUUCGGUUGCGUGGUUUGCUGCUCUCUGCCCGUGGCGGCACCUUUCUCUCUGAGCCUUGGCUCAAAGCUUUGUCCGCAAAAUGCCCUCGCCUGACUAAGCUCUAUCUGCUGCACGCAGACCUGAGAAGCCUGCCCAAUUGCCAGAUCCUGCCUCCAUCUUUGCAGGUGCUGGAGCUUCGUGGUUGUGAGCUGCCUCGUACUUUUUUCAUCCAGAGCCUGCCUACUUCACCUACACAUCCUCCAGAAACAGCAGAAGCCACAUCCAGUGUUGGUGGUCAAAGGCACGGAAGGGAUCGGAAAAGAAAAGGACUUGGCCCUCCCUCAGGCGUUGGAAUUGAGAGGUUAGUAUUAAACAAUGUGCCCUCUUUCACAGACCAGCACCUACUCAGUCUAACAUCAUGGGAGAAACUCUGUCGACUGGAGCUACGUGACACCUUUCGUAUAACAGCUAACGGACUUAGAAGCUGUGCUGCCAAAGAUGGCCUAAGUGGUGUGGAAGGGCUUUCCAGGCUCAAGUUUCUGGAAAUAGGCAUUACCGGACGGCAAGGCUACCAGUUACAAAUGGCCUCCCUUGGGCUAGGAGCAGGGUGGCUUGGACUAGAGGAGCUAAGUCUAGGUGGCAAGGAGGUGGGGCCGGGCUUACUCUGUGCCAGCCGCCUGAAGGACCUGAAACGUCUGUGCCUGUGGGCCUGCACACUCAGUGAGCUACAGAUAGUCCGGAGCUGCAGGAUGCUCCGUGGACUCCGCCAGUUGGAGUUUUUGGAUGUGACCUUCCAGCCUAGACAGAGUCCACCAGUGGAAGAGGGCGAGGGUGGUGGUGAAGGAGAGCAGGACAAUGAGGAAGCUGCAGGUGCAGAUGGUAGCAAUGAAGAGAACAAGACACUGGAUAUAAAUGAUCCUAUUCCAAAUCUGCGUCGCUCUCUGGCUGUCCUGCUGCCAGCCUGCUCACUAGUUUUUACCAACUGCUCUGUUCAGAUUAAUGCAGACUAAAUGAUGUCUCCACUGCUGUUGUAUACUAGUGGCCAAUAUGGAUAAAAUUCUCCUUCACACAAGCUUGUAUAGUUUUAUACAGUGUUACUGAUAUAACUAUUCAAUGAAGAUGUUAUCACUGUGUCAUUCAUACAAUCCCAAAUUCCUAUAAACCAGAUACAGAUUUAACAUUUUCAGACAAGACUAGUUAAGAAUAAAAAAAAAUAAAUAAAGACUUUAAACUUUAGACUGUCUAUAAAUAAGGACCUUACCCAGAAAAUAUGUGCUGUAGUUAUUCAGUCAAAUAAUUUAUCUUGUUUAGAACAAAGUUGGCAAGAAUUGAAACUGAACAACCACUUCAUAUUUGGACUGUCUAUGUAGGUAUACUAUAUUUAAGGGGUUGUCAAGUCACUGAUGAAAAAUUUAUAGUCUUUGAUAAUUAUAUUAUGUGCAAUUCAAACGAUGAAAUAAGUUUAAGCUUCAGUUACUCUUUUAUUGCACAUGCAUUCUAUUUUGCCCCUGAAUACAUGUAAAUUGAAACACAUAAUUGAUCCAAGCAUCCUUCAAAAACAAUGUUGCCUUAAAGCAGUUUUGUCAUUGGUUUUAAGUAUGCCUCCUGAAGUGAGAUAUAUUAGAGCUAUUGCUACGAAAAGAUUACAUUAUCUCAUGGGAUGUAACAUAUCAUUAUAUCCUCCUAAUGUGCUGCUUUACCCAGUGUUUCUAGGGUAGUGGAUAGUCUCACUUCCAAAUUCCUUGUCUCUUUAUGAAAAUAAACAGGCCUAUCACAUGCAUGGAAGAAUAGGUUUGUAGCAUACCCUUUUAAACUCAGAUAACAGAAAGCAGGUGUCACUGAUAAAUCGUACAGAGAUCAGCAGGUGUCACCUACAACAGAAAAAAACUGAAACAUUCUUUCUGCAGUGAUCCACCUGUUUCCUGUUGCUUUUACCACUUCUUAACAGUUUAUACAUUCAGAGAACAUAUAUUUUACCGGGCAAACGUUUGGUUUGAUUGAUGUUAAGGCACAGCAUAACAUAUGUAAUCUUUACCAAGUCUGUAUUUUGUCAGUUUUUGCCUACAUAAUUUUUUAGAAAUUAUGAAAGGAGAAAUGUAAAUGUCUGUUGUUUGUAUUCGUAUGGAAAAUCAUGAAAUCUCCAUGAUACAGAAUUGUUUUGCAUCCAGACUGACCUUUUAAGGAUGAUUAAACUUAUAAAUGAUAAAUUGUUUUUAAUAAACCUAUUUUGAAUAAAGAAAUCUUGAAGUCUGA
Molecule: messenger RNA, 2510 nt
Organism: Mugil cephalus (flathead mullet)
Lineage: Eukaryota; Metazoa; Chordata; Actinopteri; Mugiliformes; Mugilidae
Product: F-box/LRR-repeat protein 12-like
Exons: 3
Coding region: 41-1267 (408 amino acids)
Biological process (GO): SCF-dependent proteasomal ubiquitin-dependent protein catabolic process
Cellular component (GO): SCF ubiquitin ligase complex
Molecular function (GO): protein binding
Source: RefSeq, a predicted model, not a curated record